UUCUCUGAAGCUCAGAGAGAAACUCAGGAGCAGAGCGUGUGAUAGAGGAAGGAGCUGAAAUCUCUGCGGUGCAGAGAGGGAAAGCUGCUUUCUUCGCGAAAAAAAAACUUCACCCGCACAUCUUUUUUUUUUCUUGAUAAAGGGACUUACAAUACUGGACUGCAGCAGGGAGACGCUCAGCUGUAGCUAAUGUUUGUCAUAAUAUAUUUUGUAGCGUUUGCUGUUUUGCAAGGAGGAAAAGAGAUCUGAACUUCGUACUUUUGCAGAGGUGCUCAAAUAAGAUUACUUACUUACAGCCUCUAGUUUGUACAGCCUCUAGUUUGCACAGUAUAGCCUAGCGAUUAUUGUAGCAGCUGACAAAAACAUAAUCUUGAUGACUGCUGUGCAUUAGUGAAACAAAUUUGACUUUUCUCGUUUCGUUUACUCCAAAGAAGAGAGUCGCAUGUUAUAGAAGUCGAGUUUUGCAGCAGUGGACGGAGUAGUUAGUAUACUGCCCCUUGCAUGAAAACAAGAGAUACGGAAAAAAAGUGAGUUUUGCAGCGUUGGCAAGAAUAGCAGCCUAGUUACUCAGAUAAAGAAACUAUGGCUGGAGAGCUGAGCAUGGGAACAGAGCUCCCCGCCAUCCCGCUGGAACUGGAAUACGUCAAUGACUUUGAUCUGAUGAAGUUCGAUGUGAAGAAAGAGGCUCUGGCCGGGUUGGAUCGCGCCUCCAUCCGGCACUGCAACCGGCUCCAGCCGCCUGGUUCGGUGUCUUCUACUCCGAUCAGCACGCCGUGCAGUUCGGUGCCUUCCUCGCCCAGUUUCAGCCCGACAGAGCAGAAGAGCCACUUGGAAGAGCUCUACUGGCUGCCUAGCGGCGGCUACCACCAGCAAAUGAACCCAGAGGCGCUGAAUCUGACCCCGGAGGACGCGGUGGAAGCCCUGAUAGGUGCCACAGCACACGGCCACCCUCCGCCUCCACACGUUCAGCAGCAGCUCCAGCAAGGCGGCUUCGACGGCUACAGAGCAGCCCACCACCACCACAGCCACGUUCACGGCCAGCAGCACCAUCACCAGUACCCUGGUGUCCCCCACCAUCACGAUGAGCUCGCAGGACACCAUCAUCCGCACGGCCAGCACCAUCACCACCACAGCCAAGAUCUCGACUGCCCAUCCCCUACCUCGCCGGAGUCUCAUCAGGAGCUUCACCACCGCCACCACCACCACCAGCAGCAGGGUCACCACGGAGGGGGGCUCAACGUGGAGGACCGCUUCUCGGACGACCAGCUGGUGUCCAUGUCAGUGCGGGAGCUCAACCGGCACCUGCGUGGCUUCACCAAGGACGAGGUGAUCCGCCUGAAGCAGAAGCGCCGGACCCUCAAGAACCGGGGCUACGCGCAGUCAUGCCGCUACAAGCGGGUGCAGCAGAAGCACGUCUUGGAGAGCGAGAAGACCCAGCUGGUUAAUCAGGUGGAGCAGCUCAAGCAAGAAAUCAACCGGCUGGCCCGCGAAAGAGACGCGUAUAAACUCAAGUGCGAGAAACUGACAGGCAGUAACGGGUUCCGAGAGGCUGGGUCCACCAGCGAUAACCCGUCAUCUCCAGAGUUCUUCAUGUGAAUCAGCGAGUGAGUCCAGAUAAAAUAAUAAUAAUAACAAUAAUACAUCAUCAUAAUAAUAAGUACAUAAACAAUUAACACAUAAAUACUAUUACUACAAGAAGAGACUAUCAAGAAACAAUAAUCUCAUAUCUAAUCAUCUUCAUCUGAAAACCCAAUUACAAGCGAGCUAGGAGUGGUAGACAGAGGAGGCAAUUUCUUAAAACUUGUGCAACAUCUCGACUUGUAGAUUAGUUGCUUUUACUUAAAUGUAGAGUCAGAUACACUUUUUUUUCCAGAGACGAUUUUAAAAUGCCUGCUCUGAACUUUCUUUCUAUACUAAUUUGCUUACAACUCCCAGACAUAACGUGAAGUGGGACUUAUUUUCUUGCAAGCGUCUUCUGCUACAGGGGAUGCUAGAACAGACAUAUACAAGCGACUGAACACCUGUCUGGACUAAAAGAGAAAACGCUGGAUGCAACAUCUGCAGACAGUACUUGCCUGGAAAAAAGAAAAAAGGAAAACAAAGGAAAGUCGCUCUACGUAAUAAUGCCAACUUUCUUUCCCUGUAUGUGCCCCGCUUGAGAAUUUAGGACUACUGGAUGAGGGUUACAUUUUAUGCAACAUUUUCUUGGUUUCCUGCCUGCUUGGUUAUAUAUAUAUAUAUAUAAAAACAAAAAUCUGCAUUAAAUAUUAAUCCUGCAUGCUGGACAUGUAUGGCAAUAAUUUCUAUUUUGUACCUUUUGUUCUUGUUUAUCUUAAACGCAUGUUGUCGAUCUAAGCUUUUUAUUUGUUGUUUUGUUUUUGGGUUAUAUUAAAAAAAAUGAAAUGAUCACAAAAUAUAAACGUUACUGCUUGAGCAGUUUUCAUUGGAGAGGGUUGGGGGGAGGGGUGAUUUUUAGCUUGUAAAUAUAUGCAAUAUUAAACUGCACAGGAACUUGGUUAGAGGCUGGUUUUAAACUUAUUUGAUUUAGUUUGGGGUUUUUUCAAAGUUAUGGGCAUUUUUUUGUUGCAGUUGCAUUAAAAGACAUCCAACUUUGUAAAUGAAGUGCACUUUUAAUGUUUUGGUUUAUUAUAGUUUCUAUGUCUGCAGUUUUCAUUUUGGUUUUGUUGUGCUGGCCUCCUUAAAGGAAGACAAACAAGGACUACAGCGAUACGGUAACGCGACAAAAGUAACUCUCGCAUGACAGCAAUCAGAAUUACCAAGCUAUACUACAAAUGUAGUAUUGUGGCACUGCUGUUCAAUAAUGUCAUUGCUGGGGGCUUAAGUUAAUGUGUUAACAUACACACAUAAACAGCUAGAAGUAUUCCAGUUACCCGAAAUUGAGAUUAUAGUUUGAGGGAUACUGAUGAAGACAAUAAUUCUAUUUUAUAGAGAUAGUCGCAACUUUAUACAAUCAGAUAUUUUUUGUACAUUUUUAGUAAAUCGUUUAUUUUCAGUAACUGUUCCAGGAAAUGUAUUGGUAUUUUCAAAUUCCACCAAUGUAGUGUCAAUUGAGCCAUCCUUUAUAAAAUAUAUACUGUAAGAAAUGCGAACACUGAUUUAUUUAUAAUACCUGGAGUGAUGUUUUGCACCUGUAAAUGAAAGUGUCUAAAAUACAACAAGAACAACGUGAGAGAGCUGAAUUUCAAUAGAUAUUUGUGAAUAUUUGUAGCAUUCUUCAGACGAGUUAAACAGUUAGAUUUUUAAUCAGGUAUAUUUUACGUUUUCCUUUAUUUUUUUUCUGCCGGUCAGUAAAAAAAAGGAUUCAGGUUUUGCACUUACAAAAAAAUCCCAAAAUGAAAACUGUGUGUGUGUGUGUGUGUGUGCGUGCGUGCGUGCGUGUGUGUGUUUCUGUUUUAAUUUGAAGUUUGUCCUUUUUUGUUUUCAGUGUUUCUGGUUCUGCUGGCCAGAUGCAUACGUUUUUUUUUUAAUUUUUUAAUUUUUAUUAUUAUUAUGUUUUAAAUUAACAGAUAUAGAGUCAGGAUCAUAUGUAAAAGCAUGGUGCUUGCAUUUUAAAAAAAGAUUGUUAAAAAGAAUCAUGCAUUAAAAAAUACAACCUUUGAUUUGUUACUGAUUCAACUGUGUUGAAAUCAAACUUAAAACUGCAGCAGCGGAUUUUUUAUUUUAUUUUGUAUUAUUAUUUCAUGUAUUUUGCAAUGGGGAUCAAUUUUCAAUCCUGUUUAUAUAAAUGAAAAAAGGACUGUAGUAGUUCCAUUCAGGCUGGUUUCUGUUUUGUCUUAUUUUUUGUUGUUUUUGGAAGAAAUGGUUUCCUAUUUUGCUUAUUAAAGUCAUUGAAAUGGCAUUUAUUUUGA
Messenger RNA from Acipenser ruthenus (sterlet), 3869 nucleotides. RefSeq names its product transcription factor MafB-like. Gene Ontology annotation, cellular component: nucleus. The coding region runs from base 583 to 1596 and encodes 337 amino acids. NCBI's taxonomy places the organism in Eukaryota, Metazoa, Chordata, Actinopteri, Acipenseriformes, Acipenseridae. Gene Ontology annotation, molecular function: DNA-binding transcription factor activity, RNA polymerase II-specific; RNA polymerase II cis-regulatory region sequence-specific DNA binding. The transcript has a single exon. Gene Ontology annotation, biological process: regulation of transcription by RNA polymerase II. The record is from RefSeq and is a predicted model, not a curated record.